This is a messenger RNA of Hemisphaericaspora subhashii, 1029 nucleotides long. RefSeq lists its product as uncharacterized. Bases 1 to 1029 code for a protein of 342 amino acids. The transcript is spliced from 3 exons. Lineage: Eukaryota; Fungi; Ascomycota; Pichiomycetes; Serinales; Debaryomycetaceae. The record is from RefSeq and is a predicted model, not a curated record.
AUGAAUACAAUCAUUAACCUAAUCGAUGAUCCCCUGGCAAGAUCCGCGUUCAUCUUACUAGAAAAUCAAAGCAUAUUAUCAAAUGUCGAGACCAUAGUUCGAAGUUCUAAGGGAAACCAUUUGAAAUUAAGGAGAUCUUUCAAUUCUGCCUUGUCGAAUGCCAUAAGCACCACCAUGAAUUUCAAUAAUGACCUCAGGACGAACAAAAAGAGUAAUGGUUCAGAGAACAAAGAUACUAUAUGCUACAUACAUAAGGGUGAAUAUCUAGUCAGGAAAUAUAAAAAAAAGUUUUCAGUCGGAAAGUGGGGCCAGGUGAAUCGAAACUACAACGUAGAAUCUAAUCCUGUGGAAGAUUCUCCACAAAAUGUGAGGAAGCGAGUCAGGUACGAUGCAGACAAUGACAAACAGUUAAAACGUGGAAAACAGGGGACUUCAAAAGAUGCUGUUGAGGACACGCACACUAUGGUUAGGAAUGCGGAAACUAGAGAAGAAUCAAUGAACGAACUUCAGAAUGAAACUCCAAAUGAGGAAUCCAUGGACAACAUGGAUAUGGAUGACAAGUCAGAGGAUUCUGUUGAAUAUUCUAUCCCCGAAGAGCAACAUCAGAACCAGAAAUACAAUUUAAACCCUCGACGAGGGCAAUUCAAACAACUAUCAUUUCACGAUGAUCAAUUUGCAUCAGCCUCCACAACAUUGGAGCGUUCACGUCAAGUAAGUAAGCACUACCAUGAUAUCAAAAAUGAACUCGCUGUCCCACUCAACGGUGGAGAUUAUGUUCUCACAUGGGAUAAGCCAAUCAAGAAUGUUAUAGGAGCCAAAUCAUACAAGUUAAAGGAAUGCUGGGUCCAUACAGAAUCAUCGCUACAGGUGAUCUCAUUUAUUGAUUAUCUACAUUAUAUGGUCUCAAGAUUGAGAGAGGAUUUGCUAGAUAAAUAUUAUAGAAGUAUCACCGACGUAGCGGUUGAACUUAUCCCGCGGGCCCUGUCGUAUAGUAACUUCACUUCCGAUAAGUUAACCAGGAAUUUAUAG